AGCGGAGGGUGAAUUUAUUUGAGCACACGCUGUCAGGAUGAGCUGAUGUGAGCGCUGCAUCAAGUGUGCGGCGGUGAUGCUCCCGUAUAAAACAGUCCGCUGUAUUUUGGCACAGAGGGGGAUGCAUCACUUUAACCCUCGGCUCUGCCCUCCGGACUCGCCCAUACCGUAUUCAGCCUAGAUAAGUUGGAGGGGAUGUGUGAUGCUAUUGCGAGGAUUCCUGGCACCGCAAGAUAUUCCUGAGGAUCUCUCCCCCUGUUCGUGUUUUUUCUCCAACUUCGAUGGCUUGAGUGGCCCAUUUGCACUCAUGCUUGCAGCCGAGGAGGGAUGUAAGGUACGGGCCAUCUACCGCCCUCACAUUGCACGGAGUAGCGGCGUGAUUCAGGUCGCUAUCUGAGUGCCAACAAGAAGACGCAAAAACUACUUUCGAGAUGUGAAUUAUCGAGAUUCGCUACUCAUUCCACCUGCUCGCCUGUCCUAUGCUAUCGACAGCGGGAUUUCAAGAGGAAAAUGAUUGUGGCAUAAACUAUUUCUGGAGACGCCUGUCACAGAUUUCGCCGCUGAACUGGAGAGGGUGGAUGGUUAUUUCCCAAACAGUUCAAGCCUAUGUAUACUGCAUUCAUUUGUUGGAAACGCUGCCUACUAUCUUCGAGAACAGCGCAAGAGGAAUGCUGGUCCAAGAUCUAAUGCCAUUUACUUUAAGUUUUUGGCCUUUUUUCUUCGGUCAUUGCCUCCUCUCACUAUUUUUACUCUCAUGCCAGGGAGAGCUCCAGAGGUCAUGCUCGCGGACUGUGGCGGAGAAAGUUAGCGAACAGUGCCAGUUGGCAUGCCACUGUAGAAGAUAUCCGCCCCUUCCUCCACCGCCGCCUCCGCCGCCUCCCCCACGGCUACUGGGCACCACAGUGGCAGAGCCCAUGGUGCCCUUGUUGAGGCCCUGGUGGAUGGAGAUGGACAUUAUAGUGCUUGGAACGGUGGGCUGUGCCUCACUUGUCUUCCUCCUCUCAGCCAUCAUCAUCUGCUACAAGGCUAUCAAGAGGAAACCACUACGGAAAGAAGAGAACGGGACGAGUCGAGGGGAGUACGCCAUGAGCAUCCGUAACAAGAAGGCCAUGGGUACGAACAACACUGUGGUAUAGACUGCCUCAUGUCGCACAGGGAGUGACGUCACCAUAGUCUCCCACCUUAUACCGAAUACCAAUCCCUUCUCACCCAGAAUGCAACAGGGUUUUACCCGAGGUUUUCUUAUAGGUUAACCUUCCCCACCCCCCAUUUGCUUGGCAUGUUGCCCGGACUGAAGACACCAUCGGGCUCAAGAGGAGCUCAAAAGAUGGAAGUAACAAAAAAAAAUCAAAGCAGGAAGGACGGAGAGAAAGAUCCACAAACCCCCAUGGUGUCGAAAGUGGCACAGCAGGCUGAACAUUAUGCUCUUAGUAACAGCAAGUGUUGCUGACAGGCUGGUUGGCUGCUGGCUGGAGAGGGACUGUCUGCCAGUCCGCCGCAGAUCCAGACCUCACACACACACACACACACUGUUGACAUCUGCAACGGAACAACAGACAAUACAACAGCCCCGCGGUCCCCACGGGGGGGGCGGCCACACGGGACGGCCGAUCACACGCGACAAAUAUCAUGCAUGCAGUUUUUACAGAGAAUGCAACAUUUUUUAUAUUCCAAUCCUCACGCUGUCCAUCUUUUGUUCUCCAUUUUUGAGACAGAUGCCUCGCGAGAGGCAUGAUGUCACUGCCGGUCCUGGCUCUGAGAUGUGGAUUCCUCUGACUAUGCAAUUUAAAGAAAUCCAUAUUUAAGAAAAAAAAAAAUGAAAAAAAAAAACGAGAUGGGAGCAGCGACAUCAUCAUGGGACAUUCUGGUUAUUUUACCAUGCCAAAAAAAGAAAGAAAAAAAGCCAGCGAAGACUUGGGCUCAGUGUAAUAUAUUUCCGUCAUCCAUGUAUUUAUUUGCUCUAUUUAUUUACUUGUCUAUUGUUGAAUUUAUUUUUCUACUUAAAAGAGAAAAAAAAGUCUUGUUAGUUACUCACAUCUUUAUAACAUCUGGCCGAAUCCAUUUUAUUUCUUAAUAGCUGUUUUCUAAGUGAAUAAUUUAUAAACCAUGUAAUUCAUUUGUGAUGCUCCGAUGCUUUAAGCCUGCUGUCAGUUUGUUGAGACACUGAUGCAGAAAACACGCUUGCUCUGUGCAGAGUUUUUUUUUAUCAGUUCUUUUGUCUCUGGGUGUUUCACAUGCGUUUCACUGUUUCCCCGAGACUUCAGCUAAAACACCAGGGGUCUCCACGAUGUGCUGUGUGAAUGUGUGUUUCCACGCGUCGUCAUGCCUGUGCUGCCUCAGUCCCUGUUUGGCAACUCAGUUCGCGCACCUCCACGAGCACCAUCAUCUGGUUAGACCUUGUUCCAGAGUCCUGGGGCCAGCUAGAUGCCUUCACCUGUGUUUUGUCUGGAUUUGACAAUCUUCAUUUUUCUAUCUGUCAAGAAGGGCUUAGCCCAUCACUAUAGAAACAGGGGACAUGAGCCUAGGGCUGACCUUGUGACUGGUGAGAGACGGGGGAUUUAGCCAAUAGCCAGAGAUCAGGUUGCACGGAGGAUGGCCUCAGCAGGGAUGUGUGUGUGUGUGUGUGUGCGUGUGUGUGUGUGUGACUCAGUGCUGUCACAGGCAUCCUCCACAUCCCCGCUGGAAAAAAACACAACUGAGCUGAACUGGAGCAUCACUCAACGCUGCUCUGUUUUUUUGCUUCUUUUCUCUCCCUCUCUCUGUUUUUUUUUUUUUUUACAUUAAACCAAGCGUGUGUCUGUGCGUGCAUGCAUGAGUGCGUGCGUAUGAGUGCGCGUCUGUCUGUGAGCGGGUGUGCAUGCAGAUGAGUGUACUACUCAGUGAGAGUGGGCUGUACUCUGUGUCAGUUAAGUAUAGAUAUUGGCUAAACUGUGGAAAAAUUUGGAGAAAUAAUAAUAAAUAAUAAUAAUAAAAAAAACACAUGCUUGCAUUUAAACAUGCACAGGUAUUAGCUAACAGUAUACCCCACCAUGUACCUAUAUGAGAGAAACGAUGGAUGCAUGAAUGUAAAUAUUGAUAUCUAAAUAUCUGCCUUCUGGACUGUUAAUUCAUGUACAGUGUAACGGAUUUAAGCAAACGUGCUACCAUUUAGAAUUAUGUCAAUGUUGUCAUGUUGAUGGAGCAAGCCAUUAAUGUAUAUAAUUAUGGCAAUCAAUAGUACAUACACAAUUUAUGCAUUAUACCAAACCGAUAAAAAGAUCUGCAUAAGUUGAUUUCAUUGCUGAGUUUUUCAGUUGUAAAUAAAAUUGUACAUAACAA
Messenger RNA from Mugil cephalus (flathead mullet), 3318 nucleotides. It is a transcript of the gene prima1, whose product is annotated as proline rich membrane anchor 1. Lineage: Eukaryota; Metazoa; Chordata; Actinopteri; Mugiliformes; Mugilidae. The record is from RefSeq and is a predicted model, not a curated record. The transcript has 4 exons. The coding region runs from base 480 to 1136 and encodes 218 amino acids.